UGGUGACGGGUGCGACUUUGAGGGAGACACGAAUGCUGGCACUGGAACUGGCGAAGAAGGUGGCAGCCAUGGAAGCUGCUCUUGAGGAGAAGGAGAAGGAGCAGGAUAACAAAAGAAAGGCUGCCUAUGAGAGGUUCAAGGCCAAGCAAGCUGCUCAGGCAGCGAAACGGUGCAAAGAGAUGGAGCCGGCCUGCAAAGCCAAAGGUGUGGUGGUCCCACCCCGGAACAUGCAGAACAAGGCUGCGAAGGAGAAGGCCAUGCAGGAGGAGGCCAAGCGGGCCAUGGAGGCCAGGCGGGCCAUGGAGGCGCAGGCCAUGGAGGCCAAGAAGGCGGAGGAGGCCCGGCGGGCCGUGGAGGCGCGCUGGGCCAUGGAGGCCAAGAAGGCGGAGGAGGCCCGGCGGGCCAUGGAGGCGCAGGCCAUGGAGGCCAAGAAGGCGGAGGAGGCCCGGCGGGCAAUGGAGGCGCAGGCCAUGGAGGCCAGAAGGGCGGAGGAGGCUCGGUGGGCCAUGGAGGCGCAGGCCAUGGAGGCCAAGAAGGCGGAGGAG
Molecule: messenger RNA, 545 nt
Organism: Effrenium voratum
Lineage: Eukaryota; Dinophyceae; Suessiales; Symbiodiniaceae
Source: the annotation of a GenBank genome assembly